GAGCCGCCGAGGUGUAAGGAGGUGUGUGACUGGGGUGUGAGCGUUCGGUGCACGGUGCGCGGUGGAACGGUGUGGUGUCGAGAGGGGAGUACACGAGAGGACUUCACGGAGCCACGCAAUCAUGGGUGUGAGCUGCCGGCGCCGGCGCCAUGAAGCACGUGCGGACCACGCCGGGCCCGGCGGCCUCCUCUAGGCCCGUCGACUGGGCGUCCCCGCGCACCCCGCGCUCCGUGCGUCUGGUGACCACGGGAGUCAGUGUGCGCAGCAGGACUGUGUCGACGACACCCACCCGGCGGCCGCUGGGGGCAGACAGGGGCGCCAGGAGCGCCCACCGGACGGCUGGCGGCUCUCCGAGUAAGCCGCGCACGGUGUCCACUCCCCGCUCGGGCUCCGUGCACCGGGACAUCUCCAGCGGCCGGCCGGCGGCGCUGCGCAGCCUCUCGGCCCGGCCCCGGGAGCUGGUCAGAGCCAGCGCCGCGCGGCCCCUCGAGCUCGUGCGCGCCGGCUCGGCCCGGGGGCGCUCAGCGGCCGCUGACGCUCUGCCGCCGCCCAGGGCCCGGCAGCUGGCGGCCAAUGUGACCGUGCGCCCCAAAAAGCCGCCCCGAUCGCCGGUCAAACGCCUGCGGGCGUCGCCGGUCAAAAAACUGGCGAGGUGAGGUCAACGAUAAGUGGUGAUGCUUUGUGCUAAAAGUACAUGGCUAGGUGUGUUGAUUGGGGGUGGGAGGGAAUGGGUUUGAUCCGUAGUAUAAGGUGGAUAUAGGACGGAUAAUGCUGCUGCAGAUAUAGUUUGCGGGCUUAGGAAGUUUAUUUGGUUUGCGGGCUGCAAUAGUACGCACUUGGGGUAGAGCUCAGGGGCCUGCUCAUCAGUGCAUGGUAUGUGAGGUGUCAUUUAGCUGUGGUGUCAUUCAGCCAGUCUUGAUGGGACCUUCACUUUAGCUCAGCAGUGCUUAGUCAUGGAAAGAAACUGAUGUUGAGCCUUCAGCGGGUGCAUGUUUGGGAUAAUGUCUUCAUCUAAACUCUAAAGCCAGGGUCAACGUGGAAUAUUACCGUCGAGUCAUUGCUGACCAAUUUGUCCAGGGGUCGCUGUUCUCAGUGUACCAUGCAUCUGAUGACCUUGCUCUGACGUUCUCAACAUGCCUGGUGCGGUGGUGUGGGGUCGCGGCACCCGGAGGUCACCAUCCCAUCCCCUCACUAGUCACAAUCCCUCUGGCGGCACGGCGCGUCGUCAAAUGAAGGACUCGGCGACGGCGCGGGAUACGCGAGCGGUCUGCUGACGAGUGGCGGGUUACCGAUUAGUGGAACGGUGAUCGCUGGAGUGAUGAUGCGCGUGGAUUAAUUCGUGAAGCGAAGAGACGAAAGCGAGCGACGAGUGAAGCGUGCUGAACUAUGAUAUCGAUCGCGGAUUCAGCAUUUGUGGCGGAUGGACGGUCGGAAGACUGCAGGUGUGGAUAGUGCUGCCACCUGUGGCGUGGCCUGGGAAGCUGUGGUUUAGGCAGCUCUGUAAAGAUGGCAGGAUGUGCUAGCCGUCUUCCGUACCAGCUGACUGGAAGCAGAAGACAAAUGUCAUCACCGGCCACUGCCUCUGCUGCUUCCUCCUGGAGCCUUUUCCAGGUGAGUGUGCUGUUCGAACAGCAACAAAGGCUUGCCUUUUGUGGAGCUGAAGCAUAGAGUUCAUCGAAUAUUUGCUCAUCCGCCAUCGCAAUAGCUAGACACAGCUUCCAUGUUGUAAUUUAUGCUCGGGAUAAAUUACAACAUAAUCCG
Molecule: messenger RNA, 1761 nt
Organism: Amphibalanus amphitrite
Lineage: Eukaryota; Metazoa; Arthropoda; Thecostraca; Balanomorpha; Balanidae
Product: pre-mRNA-splicing factor cwc22-like
Exons: 3
Coding region: 150-656 (168 amino acids)
Source: RefSeq, a predicted model, not a curated record